UCAAAAUCAGCAGUAUGGGCUGUUCUGUAAAUAUCAACUGCUAAAAUAUAAACCUUGGCAACAUGUAGCAGACAAUGCAUGGGACAAUCUUGAACAGUGUGAUGAAACUUAUAAAGCAUGUUGGAUGAACUUUUUGUGUAGUGAUUGUGGGAAGAACAGUGUUCCUGACUGGGAAUUGCAAUUGAGCAGCUUAAAAGCAGCCAUUAAUCUGGAAAAUGAAAAUGAAAACAUGGAAAUUAUAGAGGAAGAAAAGGAAGAGUGGAUGUUUAUGUCAGAACUGAAUUUACAGGAGUUGAGCACAGAUACUGAAUAUAACUCGACGUUAGCUCCUGAAGGAUAUUGGCACAAUGUUAGUGAACAUUUUGACGAUGUUGAUCUACUUUCUGUUACUUCUUGGUUAAAUACUCAGAAAAAUAAAAAUGAACCAAGUUGGCACAUAUCAUCAAGAGUAAUAGAUAUUUCAAGUUUUAGUAGCGAUCAAUUGUUGGCAUACCAUAUCAUUCUAAAUCACUUCAACAGCAGUAAUGAACUGCCUUUGCAUCUACUUGUUAAAGGAAUUGCAGGUUCAGGAAAAAGCUAUGUUAUUGAUGCUGUAAGAAAUGUUCUUAAGGAAAAAUGUCAAGUACUAGCAUAUACUGGAAAGGCCUCUUUUAAUGUCAAGGGUGUAACACUGCAUUCUUUCCUCAAACUACCAAUUGGUUCAAAAAGACUCUUCAAAUUGAAAGGAAUAGCUUUGCAACAACUUCAAACUAAUUUACAAAACAUUCAGUAUUUGAUUAUAGACGAAUAUUCAUUUGUUGGCCAGAGCUUAUUUGGGUGGAUAGAUUGUAGAUGCAGGCAAGCUACAGGUUUAGCUGAUCAAGCUUUUGGUGGUCUUUCUGUUAUUCUGGUCGGUGAUAUAGCACAGUUAUCCCCAGUUGGUGAUAAACCACUUUUCCAUUCUUUGCCAAAAUCAGAAAAACAGAUUCAGGGUCACCUCAUAUAUAAAGAGUUCAAACAAGUCGUCACAUUGUCAGUGAAUCAUAGAGUUGAUGGCAAAACUAAUGCCCACAGCUGCUUUAGAGAUCUCCUCAUUAGAGCACGAAAUGGAGAAUCCACUUUCGCAGAUUGGCAGACAUUGUUAUCUAGAACUCCUGAAAAUGUAACAAAUAUUGAAGAAUUCCUAACAUCAUCUGUAAGGCUAUCCUAUCUGAAGGCAAAAGUUGCAGAAAUGAACUUGAUCAAAUUAAAAAAUCUAAACCAGCCAAUAGCAACAAUCAAAGCCCGUCAUUCUGGUGGUGCUCAAACACUUAGCUCUGAUGAAAUGGGAGGAUUAGAACCUGUCAUAUAUUUAGCUAAAGGUGCUAGAGUUAUGCUCACUAUGAACAUGUGGACAGAAGUUGGUCUUUGUAAUGGUGCACUAGGAACUGUAUUAGAUUUUGUAUAUGCUGAUGGGCAAACUCCUCCAGCCCUGCCUAUUUGUGUUCUUGUACAGUUUGAUGAACAAUAUAAUGGACCUUCUUUAACUGCAAGUGUUCCAAGAUGCGUUCCAAUUUGUCCAAUAACCCAAAUUUCACAAAACAUAGGUCACACAUGUGAAAGACAACAACUUCCUUUAAAGCUAGCAUGGGCUAUGACUAUUCACAAAAGCCAAGGUCUGACUCUUAAAAAAGCAUGGAUAGAUCUCGGCCCUUCAGAGAAUUCACCUGGUAUGACAUAUGUGGCUCUUAGUAGAGUAAAAAGACUCCAAGAUCUCAUAAUUGAGCCAAUGACAUUUGAAAGGUUGCAAGCUUACAAAAAAUCAAAUUUUUUGAAAUAUAGGUUAAUUGAAGAAAAGAGACUUGAUUCUUUAUCUCUAAAUGCUUCUAAAAAUGGUCAUCAUGAACGAUGGCAAGCAAAAGGACUUAUUGUAACAAACGACCAUGGGUUUAUUCACAACCUCAGUCCAAUUAAGAAGUCCCUUAAGUCAAAGCAUCAGUGGUAUGAAUUUCAGCUUCAAACUUCACCCACUAAAGUGAAACGUUUGGUAGGAUUUAAUCUCUAUGUCCAUGAUUCCUUAAAACAUUUUGAGGAAACCAAGAGCCCAGUACAGCUCAAGAACAUUAUUGUAAAAGACGACAAUGAAUGUAUUUUCAAUCAACAAUCUGCCGUACAUAAAGCAGGCUUGUCAGAUGUAUCAUUUUGUUACACCGAGCAGCCAAAGCUUGAAAGUGCAGGUGAAUCAAGUGCUGCAAAGUCAGUUACUGUGUCGAAUGUAAAAGGUUUGCACCCAAACCAAAAAGUCAAUGUCAGUGGUUCCCUCACUAUGGGAAAAGAAGACCUCAAGGCUGUUGUUCUCAGAUCCACUGGAGCAACAGCCCAUGUGAAGGAAGAUUGCGUGUUGGAGGACAACACUGGGUCAUCAAUGAUUCACAUUUGGGAACCCCUUGUCCAUACCUUGACAACGGGUAAAUCAUACUGCUUCACCAACCUGACAGUAAAGAAUUUCCAAGGGUCGACGUAUCUAAGUACAUCGCCAAACACAACAGCAAACCUUACAACACAAACAGUGCAAACCCUGACUGGACCAGAUAUGCUCAAAAGUCCAGAAAAGGAAGUAACUGCUUCAGAAUUCAAUUUGGUGUCAAAGCUAAACAUCUUUUGUUCCUGCAAAGUGUGCAAAAAACGCUUAAAUGAUGUUGAAUCAUUCACUUGCACCACACUGAAGUGUGAAAACUGUGGUACACGUCAAAGAUCAAGAGAUAUCAAACUGCAGGCUUCAGCAAAAAUUUCUAUCACUGAAUCAGAAGGUGACAACAGCAAAGAGAUGUGGAUCCAGGCUUUCACUGAGCAACUAGAAACCCUGCUGGCAGGAUCAACCUUAUCCCUAAAGGAUAAAAUCGAUGACAUUGAAGUUUAUCUUAUGUCUCUGGAAGACAUUUGUUUGGUAUACAAUGUCCAAACAACAAACAUUACAAAGAUUCUCUCCUUUAAACGUCCAGAAGUACACUCUGAUUAGCACAUUGUCUGUGAACAGU
Molecule: messenger RNA, 2996 nt
Organism: Pocillopora damicornis (cauliflower coral)
Lineage: Eukaryota; Metazoa; Cnidaria; Anthozoa; Scleractinia; Pocilloporidae
Source: RefSeq, a predicted model, not a curated record